This is a messenger RNA of Lotus japonicus, 2193 nucleotides long. RefSeq lists its product as uncharacterized. The transcript is spliced from 2 exons. Lineage: Eukaryota; Viridiplantae; Streptophyta; Magnoliopsida; Fabales; Fabaceae. The record is from RefSeq and is a predicted model, not a curated record. Bases 1 to 2193 code for a protein of 730 amino acids.
AUGCGAGGUUCAGUUGAUCCUAAGUCAUUACUAUUUGAUCCAGAGAUUGACCGUACUUUCCAUCGCAGACUUGCACAACAGAGGAGACGCACUCAGGCUAUUAACAUGGCCGCUGAAGAAACACCAGCUCAGAUGGAAGCAAGGCUUCGUGCUGAGAUCACUGCUCAAGUUGCUGCCCAGACUGAAAGAGAUAGGCAACUUCGAGAAGAGCAGGAGGCUCAAAGGUCCUUGAGGGACAUCACUGCACCUCGUGUGGACUACAACUUUGAGGGGAGCAUUGUUGUACCUCAAGAUGCUCCUCCAGACUUCCAAAUCCCACCACACUUCAUCACUUUGGUCAGUCAACACCAGUUUGGUGGGAGUGCAAAUGAAGAUGUUCAUGGACACUUGGAGCGCUUUACCAGACAUUGCUCCACACUGAGAAGGAAUGUCAACCUGGACACCAUCAGGUUAAUGUUGUUUCCUUUUUCUCUCAGGGAUGUUGCUGAAGAAUGGUUGAGAACACAACCAUUGAGGAGUAUUACUUCUUGGGAUGAUUUAGCUGAGAAAUUCACAACUAAGUUCUUCCCCUACAACCGCAUAAGGAAGUUGAAGCAAGAGAUCAAUUCCUUCAUCCAGCUGGACUCUGAGAAUCUCUAUGAGACAUGGGAGAGGUUCAAAAGACUCUUGAUGAAAUGCCCAGGCCACAACAUCUCCACUGCUGACCAAGUGGAGAAAUUCUAUGCAGCUCUCAAUGACUACACCAGAGACAAGUUGGACACAGCUGCAAGCGGAGCCUUUGAUGCUCUACCAACCCAACCAGCACUUGACAUCAUAAACAAUUUGGCUGCUAGAGCUGCACAUUCAAACAAUGAUAGGCAGAACCAGAAGGGAGUUUAUGAGGUUGAGACUCUUGAUGCAGUUCUUGCAUCCAACAAAAAGCUUGCACAAAAGGUGGAUGCCAUGGUGAAGAGGCUCGAAUUUGGGCAAAGAAAUGCUGAGGAUGCUGAAUUUGAUGAAGAGGUUAAGGCCAUGGGGAAUUAUCAAAAUGAUCCCUACUCCAACACUUAUAAUCCAGGUUGGAGAAAUCAUCCUAACUUCUCCUGGAGGGACCAAAACAACUCAGGAGAAGCUAGUGGUUCAAAGCAAUUUCCAAAUCAGAGGCAAUACCAGCUGAAUCAAAGGCCUCCACCACCUCAAAAUCAGGGGAAUGGUAAGAAGAGUUUGGAGGAGAUUGUCGCUGAUUUGGCCCUUACUAAUCAGAGUUUCAUGAAUGAGACCAGGGGUUUCAUGAAUGAAACUAGAACCAGCUUCAAGAAUCAUGAGUCCUCCAUAAAAAAUUUGGAGACUCAAGUUGGCCAAAUUGCCAAGGCCAUUGCUGAAAGGUUCCCAGGUACGUUUCCUAGUGACACUCUUAUUAAUCCUAAAGACUCUAAAUCUGAAAAUUGUUCUGCUGUCACUCUUAGGAGUGGCAAAACUUUGAAUGAAAUUGAGGAGUUAGUUGAAAAGCAGAGUGUUGAACUUGAGAAAGUGGUUGAGAAAGAAAAAGAGGGAACAAAAAGUGAGGAAGUUGUAAAAAACAAAGAGACCUUAGAGCAAAUGCCAACCUAUGCAAAGUUCAUGAAGGAUAUUGUAUCUGGGAGGAAGAGAUUGAGUGAGGUGAAUGAAACAAUUAUGAUGACAGAGGAGUGUAGUGCAAUUGUCCAGAGAAAACUCCCCCAAAAGUUGAAAGAUCCUGGGAGUUUUACCAUUCCUGUUGACAUUGAAGGUUUGCCUGGGGCUAAGGCCUUAUGUGACUUGGGGGCUAGCAUCAAUCUGAUGCCGCUCUCCAUGUUUAAAAAGUUGAAUAUGGGUGAGGCCACUCCUACCUUGAUGUCUUUGCAAUUGGCGGACAGGUCCAUUAAGCACCCAUAUGGGAUUGCUGAAGAUGUUUUGGUAAGGGUGGACAAAUUUAUCUUUCCUGUUGAUUUUGUGAUUCUGGACAUUGAAGAGGACUCUAGAGUUCCUCUAAUUUUGGGGAGACCUUUCUUGGCAACCGGUAAUGCAAAAAUCAAUGUUGCCAAGGGUCUUUUGUCCUUGAAAGUUGGUGAUGAAAAGGUAAAGUUUUCUGUUUUUAGAACAUUGAAGCAUCCUAACUGUGAGGAUGUGUUUAGCUAUGAAGUGAUUGAUGAAUUUGUUUGUGAAGAGUUUCAGGAAAGGCGGCCUCAGAAGUAA